AUGCCCGAGGAGGCCGCCCGGCAGACUCGCGUGUUCAUGUCGACAGCUACCAGCUACAUCUGGGGCUCUCACGCCCAAUCUGUUCAAAGCUCCCUUGCCCUCCUGGCCAACACGCUGGUGAAGUACCAGCCUGUGGUGAUCUAUGUCAGCCCAGGUGAUGUGACAUUCAUGCGAAGCGAGCUGAGCAGCGAGGUGCAGAUUGUCGAGUUUCAAGUGGACGACCUGUGGAUGCGGGACACGAGCUGCAUCUUUGCAUACAGCUGCAAGAACUACACCGACUGUGUUAGCACAUAUGGGCAGCCGGUGAACCAUGCAUGGCCAAAUGCCCCAUUGUCCUGUGUGGACUUCAACUUCAAUGGCUGGGGGAACAAGCAAGAGCACACAAACGACGCCAAGGUUGCCGCCAAUGUCGCGAGCUUCUCAGGGGCCACGUAUGUGCGGUCCAGCUUGGUGAUGGAGGGUGGUUCCGUGGAGGUGGAUGGCGAGGGCACGGCUAUCAUCACUCGGAGCUCCGUGCUCAAUCCCAACCGCAACCCGGGGUGGACGGAGGCUCAGGUGGAGGAUGAGCUUUACACCACGCUGGGCAUCGAGAAAGUCAUCUGGACGGAUGGGAUCAUGGGCAUGGACAUCACGGAUGCCCACAUCGACUUUUACGCCCGUUUCGCUUCCCCCGGCGUUGUGGUUGCUGCCAGAGAGAACGACCCUUCCCUCGACGAUUACACCGUGACCCGCCAAGUGAUCGCUGAUCUGCAGGGUGCCACGGAUGCUCACGGCCGCCAGCUCACUGUCCACAUCUUGGACAACCCCGUGGGCAAUGGCGUGGUGGUGGCGCAGAACUUUGGGGACAGCUUCACGGACGCAGCGGCGCUGGCCAAGCUGCGCGAGCUCUACCCAGGGAGGACUGUGGAGAGCCUGAACAUGGAUCCCCUUGCCUUCGGGGGCGGUGGGGUCCACUGCGCCACGCAGCAGCAGCCUGUGGGGACCACCUCCAGCUCCUUACCGAAACGGUCUGGUGUGGGCAUCAUGGCGGCCUCCAGCCUACCGGGCCGAAUCAACAUCACGGUGAGCACCGCGUCUGGGGAGACUUGCACCAUUGCGGCCCUGGCCUCGGGUCGCGUGGAUCAGCUGCACGGCGCCAUCGAGCGCGUGCUGCGGAUCCCCCCCUGCGUGCAGAAUCUGAUCAUCGCGUGUGACGGUGGGGCGCGGGAGAUACGGAGCCAGGACCUCUUGUCCAGUUUGCCCUUGCAGAGCUGCCAGCACCACAUCACCGUCUUCAACAGCUGGCCGCAGGAUCCCGCUCAGAUUGUGGAGAAGCUCAAGGCCGCCUCUCGUGCUCCGACGCGGAACACUGCAGCGGCGGUGGCGCGCUGCUUGACAUUCGAGGACAGCGCCGUGCAGGCGGCUGCUCUUCAGGCCUUGUCAUGGAUGGGAAAAGCUGCCAAGCCGCACGCGCCUGAAAUUGCCGAGCUGCUGAAACUGGAUCCGGCUUCGGCGGAUGCCGCAACCAUGGGUCGCUUGAGGGCUCCACGCGGCGCGGGCGUCGCUGCUGCAGAGUCCUUGUCCUGGUUGGAGGAGGCUGGCUCAAGAUAUGCCGCCGACAUUCUCAGGUACGGAUGGUAUUGGACUUCCUCCAAAUCCAGGCAUGCCUUCGUGGAGAUGUGUGAGUCGGAUUCGUCAGCAACUCGACUUGCGGCAACGACGUCCUUGAUUGCCAUGCUGGAGCAGGAAGGGAUCGCAGCUGCUGGGCGUGCGCAACGGCGUCGUGAAGUUGCUCUGCCCUAUAUCUGCCGCGCCGUUUUCGACGAGUGUGAUGAGAUUCACAGGGCAUCAGCAGCAUGCCUGAUGCAAUGUGUCCCAUCCUUUGCCGGUGAGAAUGACCUUUUCAUGCUGGGGGAUGCGAUUCUGGUGCAGUUGCUCUGGUUCGGAGAGGCUCACCGAGGUGAGUCAAUUCCUGACGGUGUCUCGGCGGUUUGUCGGGACCUCGCCACAAAGCUGGACGGCUUUUGGCCGCAGUUUGCUGGGUGGCAGGAGGGACUCCACGACGAGGAGGAGGAGUCCGUGGAAGCUGCAACGCAGGUUGCUGUAUCCACCGUCCACUACCUCCGGCGCAGGUUUCAGCAGUGGGCGGCCGAGACCCGAGCAACCUUCAAUGAAACUCCGGACAUGAGCCUGGAUCUCAUUGAAAGCCUGGAGGCAGGCCUGCUGAGUCGGCGAUGGCAGGUGCGGAAGGCAGUUGUGGAGAGCCUCAUCGCCAUCGCACCCUGGGGUGCCCACGCAGUGCUCGGCGUGUUGAGGGUGAAGGAGAAGGAGAAGCGGCGAGAGGUGCUAGACUCGAUGUCGCGCUUCCUCUCGAAGUACCAAGCUACGGUGCUCGACCACUCGACGGUGCGUCAGUGCUUCCUUCCCUUGGUCUUUGAUUCAGAUUACUCCUCUGACGACGAUCUUCGCAGACAGGAGUACUUGGAAGAAGAGCAAGACGGGCAGAUGCGUGACAAACAUGGCGGCUAUCUCAAGUCGCACGUGAGUCGCACUGCCCGGCACCACAAGCAGCAUGGUGCCAACUCCUCACAGGCCCCUUCCUGGGUGGCGCGCAAGAAGAAGUGGGAAAGGCGGGAGAGGCGCUCGCAGCCGUCGGCGCCACAAGCCUAUUCCGACACCAAGAAGAAAAGCCAACGAGACAAGGAGCAGGAUCGCCAGCUCAAGGCCGCCAUCCUCGGCCGUGAGCUUCUGAACCUCUCCAUGAAUUGGAGCUUAGAGCCAGCGGAGGGUUGA
Molecule: messenger RNA, 2772 nt
Organism: Symbiodinium natans
Lineage: Eukaryota; Dinophyceae; Suessiales; Symbiodiniaceae
Source: the annotation of a GenBank genome assembly